This is a messenger RNA of Paracoccidioides brasiliensis Pb18, 792 nucleotides long. Its product is annotated as mitochondrial 37S ribosomal protein RSM10. Gene Ontology annotation, molecular function: structural constituent of ribosome. Gene Ontology annotation, cellular component: ribosome; mitochondrion; small ribosomal subunit. Gene Ontology annotation, biological process: translation. The coding region runs from base 1 to 792 and encodes 263 amino acids. The record is from RefSeq and is a predicted model, not a curated record. The transcript is spliced from 5 exons.
AUGUUUUCAAUAAACUCCGUGCGGCCGGCCUGGAGAAGUACUAAGCGGCUAAAGCUAUCAAGUCCUGUUCGUUCUCUUACAACCUCGAAUCCUCCGUCUCAAGAAAAUGGUUCUCUAAGCACACAGAAAUUAGCUGAAGCUAGGACUACCAGCUCCAGCGAAAUAAAUACUACCCCCUCCGCACCUCUCGAUAGCACUCCCAAGGAAUGGGGAGAGAGAUUAGAUCAAUUCGGUAGCAAAUUUCGACUACCACGAAGUGUUCAAGCCGUAUAUCUCAAACCCUUGCGACGACCGGCAAAAUAUGGUCUCCCUGUCUGUGACCUCCAGCUCAGGUCAUACAGUGUUCGGCAUGUCGAGUUCUUCGCUGAUUUUGCACUCCGAGCUGCAUACUAUCUGAAUCUCCCGGCCUUUGGCCCUGUUCCCCUUCCACGGAUCACUGAGCGAUGGACCGUGCUCAGAAGCAAUUUUGUUCACAAGAAAUCCCAGGAGAAUUUUGAGAGGGUGACACUCCGUCGGCUAAUUCAGAUUAAGGAUGGACACCCAGAUGUCGUCCAGACAUGGCUGGCUUUUCUGCGAAAACAUGCAUAUCACGGGCUGGGAAUGAAGGCAAAUGUUUGGGAGCACAGCCCAUUAGGUGUUGCAAAACUUAUGGAUGAGACGACAGCAGAAUUGGACAGCGCAAUUGAGAAGAAGCUCGCCCUUUUUGGCUCGAGCAAGAAGGCAUCCGAACAGGCGGAGUCGGUUGCCGAUUUGGUAGAUAGAAGGAAAUUCAUGCAUAAUAAUAGCCGGUGA